AUGGAGUCUGGAGAGCGGCUGGCCUCCCCAUCGUCAGCCCCGUCCUCCCUGCAUAUCACCACGUCCGCUGUCUCCUCCGUCGGCUCCUCACCUGCCCCUGCCUCGGCCAAGACACCCUCCUCUAAGUGCAGCGUCACCCCCAGCCACGCCGCCCUGGGCUCCCCUCUCACCACCUGUGGACACUUGUUCCGGGCGGCAGGCGAUCAACAUUUCAACAUGUCUACGGUCUCAAGUGCCUUUCCCAUCGUCAACCACCCAGCAUUUGGUCUGUACACUACCAGCUCAGGGCGCUCAGAGUUUGGAGGCCUGGGCUCCCUGGGGAUGUCUGCUGCCUUGGCUGCUCACUCCCAGCUAGGUGCCUUUCCAGAAUGGUGGCGGGCAGCUGAGGCUCAGGGGCGGGGAGCUGCAGCCUUCUUUCCCCAUCUCCUGGGGCUCCCGCCCAUGUUCCUACCCCAACUCCAGCAGAGCCACGACCUCAGCCCCUUCCAGGCCCGCACCCCCAGCAAGAACGGACGAGCCACAGCCAAAGGAGUGAACGGAGCUGUGAAUGGCAGCAGGAUCUCCACGGUGUCUGGGAGCAGCUUCAGCACAACCGCCACUACGUUCUCAACACAAGGGAACACGGAGAAACAGAAAGCCACCAACGGAAGCGUCAGAAGCCGCAAAAGCCACCAGCAUGUGACCCAAGUGAAGGAGAAGAGCGUUCAGAAAACUAAAGAGAAGAAACUCAGCAAGAAACCAGUGGAGGCGUCCAGCAACAGUGACAGCGAAUCAGGUUCUUCCUCGGAUAUCUCCAGCGACGGGGUGAACAGCAGUGACUCAGACGACCUAGACGAGGAGGAUGACGAUGACGAUCAGAGCAACGACAGCGACGAUUCUGACUCGGAGAAGGAGAGCCGUGUAAAGAGGACGAUUAAGAGCCUGACACGGAGCACUGCCGGCAGCAAGAAGAGACCCCACGCUGCUGAAGGCGAGAACGCUCGGGACAGCCGGAGUGGUCUGCUUCAGAAACAUCCAGAUGAGGCCUUUCUCCAUUUCCUCCGCUACCCGCUCCAACCCUCACCCCAGCCCCCAGCGCUGUCCCAGUCCACAUCCCUAGUCUUCCAGAGCUCCAGGAACAGGGAGGAAGAACUCAAGCAGCACACCAGUGUGAUCCAGGCUACGGGGCUGGCCAGUACUAAACCCUUGGCUCUGGUCAAACCACGCAGAGAGGCCUCAUCGUCUCCUCAACCCACCAGUAUGAAGUCGGGAAGCCGAAACUUCCUGGAUGAAACCUUGUUACACAUCAACAACUUUAAAUUGAAACAGCCCUUCGUCUCCCAGGAGCACUUCAAACAGGCCUUCCCUCUGCCAGUGAUGCGUCAGGAUCUGUUCAAGAGCCCGAAGAAAAAGAAAAUGGCCGCCUCGUCGUCCUCCUCAUUAGCACCGCCCUCCUCAUUAGCACCGCCCAAACUGUCUCCAGAGACCCCGAGCAGUCACAGGCUCCCUUCUCCACACACCAACCACUCCAACCUGUUCCUGGCCUCCUCCCUCCUUGGUGCCCACCCCAAAGGGGUGAUCCACAGCAAGGUGCAGGAUGCCCCCCUGGCCCUCAUCAACAAGCCUCGCAGCAGCAGUCAGAACAGGAGCACCAUCAACAAUCCUCUCCUGGCUGCCACCAGCCCACCCUUCCCUAUGCCUGUCAACCUGAGCACUGGGCAUAAGGAGCACAGCUCUGGAGCCCUAGGCUGGGCCUCUACCUCACCGGGCCUGGCCCACAGAGCUGGGAAGAGCAAGGCCCAGCAAAAGGCUCUCCACACAGGGAAAGGUAUCUCCCAGACCCACCUGGUGCAGUCCCAGGUGGAGCUGUUCCGGGGCACAGAGUCUGACAUCCCCAGCAGCAAGGACUCUGACGACUCCGACUCCGAUGAUGAACAUGAUGACGACGACGAGGAGGAGGAUUCUGAUGACAGCCUAUCAGAGUCUGAGAGUAAUCUGGAGAGCGACUCGGACGACGUGAAGGACCGCGACGAGACCACUACGGACACGGAGGCAGAUAGGACCCCUCUGAAGCAUGCCAAAGGCUCCUCUUCUCUACUCGACACCACCUCCUCCAGCCUCUCAGCCAGCUGCUCCCCUCUCAACCUCCAGGUCAUCAAGGCAUCCGGUGGCCUGCCCACCCCAGCCAUGGUGACCAGCUCUGGGGCCUUGGCCUACCACAGCACCCCCUCUUCCUCAUAUACUCUCUGCUCCACUCCACCAGGAACAGGGAAGAGAAGGAGAGUGACGGAUGAGAGAAAGCUGCGGACACCUCUAGAGUUUGGGUGGCAGAGAGAGACUCGUAUCUGUAAUGUGGCGGGCCGUCUGCAGGGCGAUGUGGCGUACUACGCCCCGUGUGGGAAGAAGCUCCGGCAGUACCCCGACGUGAUGAAGGGAUUGCAGUGGAGCUUGUUGACCGAGGAUGAGGUGAUUCCUCGUAUCCUGGCCAUGGAGGGGAGGCGUGGGCAUCCCCCUAAGCCUGAGCACCAGAGGAGAGGUGAUGAGGGCCCCAGGUCCAGGCGCAGUAAGGGUCGACUUCCUAACGUUGGCGAGGCCGACUUCCCAGGCGCCACUGACGCCAAACUUCUACGCAAACUGGAAGCUCAAGAGAUAGCUCGACAAGCAGCCCAGAUUAAAAUGAUGAGGAAACUUGAAAAGCAGGCCAUGGCACUAGCAGCCAAGGAGGCAAGGAAACAACAAGCAAUCAUGGCUGCUGAGGAGAAGCGGAAACAGAAGGAGCAAGUGAAGAUUGUAAAGCAGCAGGAGAAGAUCAAGCGCAUUCAGCAAAUUCAAAUGGAGAAGGAGCUCAGAGCGCAGCAGAUUCUCGAGACUAAAAGGAAAAAGAAGGAAGAAGCGGCAAAUGCCAAAAUAAUGGAGGCUGAGAAACGAAUCAAGGAGAAGGAGAUGAGGAGGCAACAAGCAGUCAUUUUGAAACACCAGGAGUUGGAGAGGCAUAGACUAGAUAUGGAGAGGGAGAGGCGGAGGCAGCACAUGAUGCUGACGAAGGCCAUGGACGCCCGUAAGAAAACAGAGGAGCGGGAGCGCGUAAAGCAGGAGAAGAAGGAUGAGAAACGGUUAAACAAGGAGCGGAAAUUGGAGCUUAGAAGACUGGAACUGGAAAUUGCCAAGGAGCUGAAGAAGCCAAAUGAAGACAUGUGCUUAGCAGAUCACAAGCCUCUCCCAGAGUUAUCCCGUAUUCCCGGCCUGGUUCUACCAGGAAGCAGCUUCUCUGACUGCCUGAUGGUGAUGCAGUUCCUGCGGAGCUUUGGGAAGGUGCUGGGCUUCGACGUGGACGCCCACAUACCCAACCUGAGCGUGCUGCAGGAGGGCCUGCUCAACCUGGGAGACAGCAUGGGACAGGUCCAGGACCUGCUGGUGCGCAUGCUCUCUGCUGUGGUGUGUGACCCCGGACUGCCACCAGGACACCGAACCAAGACGGCCCUGGGGGACCACCUGAGUAAUGUGGGCAUCAACCGGGAUAACGUGUCGGAGGUGCUGCGGGUCUACAUGGAGGCUCACUGUGGAGGGACGGAGCUGCAGACUGACCUGGGGGAGGUCACGGCCAGUCUGAAGACCAAGGCUUUCCAGGCCCACACAGCCACACAGAAGGCCUCGAUCCUGGCCUUCCUGGUCAACGAGCUGUCCUGCAGUAAGAGUGUGGUCAGCGAGAUCGACAAGAACAUCGAUCACAUGACCAACCUGCGACGGGACAAGUGGGUCAUCGAGGGCACGCUUCGCAAGCUGAGGACCAGCUACGCCAAGAAGACUGGGAAGAGGGACUGCAGUGUGGGGGGAGAGGAGACCCAGUCCCUGGGUACACCCACCCCCGGACAGAAACGCAAGAGGAAAGGAGGGGACAGCGAGGAGGACGAGGAUGAUGACGAGGACAGCGAGGAUCAGGGGGAUGAAGACGACGACGAGGAGGAGGAGGAGGAGGAGAGAGGGAAGAAGGGGAAGAAAGUGGAAACCUGUGAGGAUGAGGAUGAUGGGGACCAGACAUCCAGUGUAGAGGAGCUGGAGAAACAGAUUGACAAAUUAACCAAGCAACAGAGUCAGAUCAGACGGAAGCUGUUUGAGUCGUCCCACUCGUUGCGCUCCAUGAUGUUCGGCCAGGACCGCUACAAGCGGCGUUAUUGGGUGCUGCCGCAGUGUGGGGGCGUCUUUGUGGAGGGUAUGGAGAGUGGCGAAGGAGCAGAGGAGCUGGGAAAGGAGAGAGAGAGACUGAGGAGCACAGAGCUGGUCCAGGUGAAGGAUGAGGUGGAAAGGAGGCCGCAGGAGGUGGAGGGGAGGCUAGGGGCGUCCACCCUGGAGGGUAGCCGUGACAAGCACACCGCCACACCAGACAAGCACACCCUCAACCUCUUCCUCCAGAAGCCCGGCUCCUUCUCCAAACUCAGCAAACUCCUGGAGGUGGCCAAGAUGUCCCCGGACUCAGACAACCACCCUCACAGUCUGAGCUGUAGUCUAGCCAAAGUCCCCACCACAGUAUCCUCCCCUAUCCGCCCCACCAUUCAGACUACACUACCCAGCAACCCCUCUGCAUCUCCCUCUCCGCUGUGUCCAGAGGUGAAAGCGGAGCCUUCCACAGCCCUCCUCAGCCCGCCCUACCUCAGCAGCGGCCCAGGGAAGAUGUCCUCCAGCCCCCAGCAGCUCCAGCCCAAUGACCAGCUCUUCAGGGUGCUGACGGAGAAGAACUGCCACUGGUUCAGCCUGCUUCCCCGCUCCCCGUGUGACGAGUCGUCCGUCACCACCAGCUCCACCACCACCCCCCCGGCCUCCUCCCCCUAUUCCUCCUCAACCACCAGGCCCAAGUCCCCCUCCUCCCUGUCUUCUAAUCCCCUAGCCUCCACCUCAGCCAGCCCCAGCAAUCUCACCACUGGGAUCAAUAACUUCCCUUUUUCAGCUCUCCAGGUGAAGUCUGGCGUCCAUAUGAUAGGUCUGCCAUUCUGUGGAUGGCCCGGUGGCAUGAUGAUCCCCACCCUGCCCUUCUCUGCCAGUCCACUGCCCCCCUCCACGCUGGCCGCUGCCUACCACCAUGUGGAGGGUAACGGCAACCCCUUCCUGGCAUUGCCCCCUGGAGAGAAGCCCCCCUCUGCCCCGUCCCCCGUGGUGGAGGUGGCCAAGACCCAGGACUACCCCGACCCGCUGCCCAUUCCAGAGGAGAUGCUGUCAGGCUGGUGGAGAGUGGCAGACAUGGAGGAGUUGAGGAGCUUGGUCAAGGGCUUGCACUGCAGAGGUAUCAGAGAGAGGGCCCUGCAGAAACAGAUCCAGAAACACAUGGAGUACAUUGCACAGGCCUGUGCCAAGAACAGAGAUGCGGCGGUGAUAGACGAGUCCAAGCUGGAAGAGAACGGGGUGAGCGAGGAGACAGUGGAGAGCUGGUGUGUGGAGGAGCAGGCCAUGGAGAUGGACAUCGCUGUUCUGCAACAGGUGGAGGAGCUGGAGAGGAAGGUCACUUCGGCCAGCCUGCAGGUUAAGGGUUGGAUGUAUCCGGAGCCCCAGUCAGAGAGAGAGGACCUGGUCUACCAUGAACACAAGCCCUUCACUAAGCUGCUUCUAGCAGGAGAGGAGCAGCUUGCAGGGGAGGAGGCGGCCAACGGCGGCUGCAGCCUGGUGCGGCGCGUCAACAACCCCCUAGAUAUAGCUGUAACACGGCUAGCCGAGCUGGAGAGGAACAUCGAGCGAAGGGGGGAAGAGGAACUGGCCCCGGGCAUGAAGGUAUGGCGCAAGGCCAUGGGCGAGGUCUGCAGCGCCGCCCAACUGUCUCUCUGCAUCCAGCAGCUCCAGAAGUCCAUUGCCUGGGAGAGAUCCAUCAUGAAAGUGGCAAGCGGUCAAUCCCCCAAGAGUAAGAAGCAGCAGCAGAGCCGAGCGGGGGCAGCCGUGCGAGGAGGGAAGAGAACCACCGAGGUAAAACAGAACAGGAAACCGUCGUCUGUAGCCAGCGGAGAGGUCUCUGAGGACGAUGCUGCCAGCACCAGCAGCAGCACGCCAAAAAAAGUGAGUAAAGAGACCAAAAAGAGGAAGAGCCCAGGAGAGGGGAGCCCAGCCACCAAGCAGUCCAAGCAGGACAGUACUCCCGUCUGUGUGAAGAAGGCGAAGACGGCCACAUCAGCCAGAGACAAUGAAAAGGAUCUGACGUUGUGCAGGGUGCUACUGGUUGAGCUGGAGGGUCACCAGGAUGCCUGGCCCUUCCUUAACCCUGUCAACCCCAAAUCUGUCCCUGGCUACAAGAAAGUCAUCAGGAAACCCAUGGAUUUCUACACAAUCCGAGAGAAGCUCGUCAACAGCCAGUACUUGAACCUCGAGACGUUUAUAAUCGACGUUAACUUGGUUUUUGAUAACUGCGAAAAGUUUAAUGAAGACAAUUCGGACAUUGGACGAGCCGGACACAACAUGAGGAGGUUUUUUGAGAAUAGAUGGAAUGAGCUGUUAAAACAAACCAACUAGGCUAGUUUGUACUACUUUAUCCUCACUAUACUGUAUGGGACCAGCAGUAACCACAAGCAGAGCAGCUGGAUUGGUGUAAAGUCUCUCCGUCAGCAACCAGGGAACUUGUAAUUCUACACAUUCACUUCAGUGAUGUACAGUAGAAUGCCGUUUUUUUUAAGAGCAGAGAAAUGCACCCAAAGGGAUUCACACAAAAGUGGUGGGUGUUUUUAAAGUGCAAUACCAUUUCCUAGAAGAAACCACAUCAGAGCUGUAACUGGGAACAAAAACGUUCCAACUAACUGUACUUAUAGUUUAUUUUUAUUUUUAUCAUUAAUAUUCAAGUGAAUGUAUUUAAUUUAGUCAAUUAUUUAUGAGUGAAAAUGGUUCCGUUUUCUAAGACGAGGAAGACAAAAACAAAACUGCUUGAACAAAAAUCUCACGGAAUGUUGUUUUUGUUGACAUAAAACAAAAGCCAAGAGAAAAAAAUGAAUUGUUUACACUGCUCUGUGCCGCCGGGGAACCACAAGAUUCCUGACGGUAUUACUGUAACACUGCAUUUCAAUGUAUCUUUACAUUGCUUGCUAACUUCACACGGACAGUGAGGCAGCAAUGACAUCUGUAUAUACUGUUCAUUCAUGUUAAUAUGAAGUAUUGUUUGUAAUAUGUGUACAUACAGUAUUGUUACAAGAAAUCCGAUAUUGUUUAUGCCUUUGAUUGUGGUGUUUCAUUUCAGUCUAAAGUGAUAAAUACAUGUAUAUUACCUGUAAUGUAUAUCCUCUGCAAACACUGUGGUCCCUUCACUCUGGGUAAUGCCUGCCCUCUCAAAUGUGUGUGGAGGAUAUUAUUUCAAUCUUUUGGUUUAGCAUUCCUUCAAAAAGGUGUGUGUGUGUAUACACCAGUAUACAAAAUGUCAACUCUGGUGGGCCUCGAAUUCUGACAUUAUCAUCCUAUCGUCAGUAUAGAAUCCAUUGUGAUGCACAGUACCUUUCAUAACAGAUGUUCUCUUGCUUUGCCACAGACCCAAGGACACAGGGCGUUUGUAAUAACCACUGUGUUUGAAUCUUGCUGUGUCAUGGUCUACUGGUGCCAUGUACAGCAGUUUCUUUGUACCUGAGUCAGAGUACUUGAAGUUAUUUUAUUUAUGAAUAUUGUGGGGAAAAGUCUUUUUUUUUGUAGGAGCAUUAUUUUUCACUAGUGUGUGGGGCACGGAUCUAAUAUAAAGGAUUUUUUUCAACUCUG
Salvelinus namaycush (lake trout) is the source of this 7686-nucleotide messenger RNA. RefSeq names its product bromodomain adjacent to zinc finger domain protein 2B-like. Lineage: Eukaryota; Metazoa; Chordata; Actinopteri; Salmoniformes; Salmonidae. The record is from RefSeq and is a predicted model, not a curated record. Gene Ontology annotation, molecular function: protein binding; DNA binding. The transcript has 35 exons. The coding region runs from base 1 to 6465 and encodes 2154 amino acids.